CUCAAUGCCUCUGUAGUCAAGUCCUGCCACUAGCUUUCAAUUUUUUUUUGUUUUCUUCUUUGUUAUCUGCGUCUCUCAUUGUUUCUCUUCUUCGAUCCCUCUUCUUCAAGAGGGAAAUUAGAGAGAGAGAGAGAGAGGGAGAGAGGGAGGGAGAAAGAGAUGGAAAGCAUAGCAGUGUGGCAAGGAGCAACGCUGUGUGGAAUCGUCGCAUGGAUUGUGAUGGCUUCAUACCUCAAUGUGACUCGCAAGCUUAGAUCUUUCCUGCAACCAUGGGUGGCUCACCGUGUCAUCACUGGGAACCCUCUUCUCCUCCAGAUCCAGAAAUACCAGCAUAGGUUUCUGGAUGCUCUGUUCUCUGGGUUGUCUUGCGUUGUAUCUGUGCCCUUUUACACUGCCUUUCUUCCUCUGCUCUUCUGGAGUGGGCAUGGCAGAUUGGCUAGGCAAAUUACCCUUUUGAUGGCUUUUUGUGAUUAUCUUGGGAACUGUAUAAAGGACGUGGUAUCAGCACCGAGGCCCAGUUCACCACCUGUUAGGAGAAUAACUGCCACAAAGGACGAGGAAGAAAAUGCAUUGGAAUAUGGAUUGCCUUCUUCUCACACUCUUAACACAGUUUGCUUAUCUGGGUACCUUUUGCAUUAUGUCUUGUCUUAUACUCAGUAUGAAGAUGCCUCCAUGAAAUUUGUUGGCCUUGCCCUUGUUUGUUUGCUUGUGGGCCUCAUUGGUUUGGGAAGAAUUUACCUCGGCAUGCACAGUUUGGUUGAUGUCAUUGGUGGCCUUUCCGUUGGACUGGUGAUCCUUUCAUUUUGGCUUACAGUUCAUCAAUAUGUUGACAUUUUUGUUGUCUCAGGACAAAAUGUUACAUCCUUUUGGGCCGCUCUAAGCUUCCUGUUGCUCUUUGCUUAUCCAACUCCUGAGCUCCCAACACCAAGUUUUGAGUACCACACUGCCUUUAAUGGUGUUGCAUUCGGAAUCGUAUCCGGGAUCCAGCAAACGUAUCAUCAGUUUCACCAUGAAGCCGUUGCACGCAUAUUUACCCCACAACUCACAAUCCCUACCUUUGUGGGAAGAAUGCUGGUUGGGAUACCCACAAUACUUCUUGUGAAGUUCUGCAGCAAGGCUCUUGCGAAAUGGAUUCUCCCUGUUGUAUCAAACACAUUGGGCAUCCCAAUUAAAUCAACCAGCUAUAUCCCAAAUCUAAAUGGAAAUGGGAAGAAAUCAGACAAGAUUAAACAGUCUGGUUAUUCCCAAAAGCUGUUCUUUUUCUCCCAACAGGAUUCAUUUGAUGUUGAUACAGGUAUCAGGUUCAUCCAAUAUGCAGGCCUUGCAUGGUCGGUGGUAGAUCUUGUUCCAUCUCUUUUCUCUCACCUGAGCUUGUAAUGCUUGGUGCUCUUGUAAAAUAUGAGUAGUAUCUUAUAGGCCAGUUUAAAGGGUAUAUGAUAUAUAUGCUUAUUUUGCAAGUCACAAUUUUUCCUAUAAUUUUUUUCAUAUUAUAAUAUGAGUUGUAUCUAA
Corylus avellana is the source of this 1509-nucleotide messenger RNA. It is a transcript of the gene SPP1, whose product is annotated as Phosphatidic acid phosphatase (PAP2) family protein. Lineage: Eukaryota; Viridiplantae; Streptophyta; Magnoliopsida; Fagales; Betulaceae. The record is from RefSeq and is a predicted model, not a curated record. Gene Ontology annotation, cellular component: endoplasmic reticulum membrane. Gene Ontology annotation, molecular function: sphingosine-1-phosphate phosphatase activity.